Macaca mulatta (Rhesus monkey) is the source of this 4406-nucleotide messenger RNA. It is a transcript of the gene ATP6AP1L, whose product is annotated as ATPase H+ transporting accessory protein 1 like. The record is from RefSeq and is a predicted model, not a curated record. Gene Ontology annotation, molecular function: ATPase activator activity. Gene Ontology annotation, cellular component: proton-transporting V-type ATPase complex. Lineage: Eukaryota; Metazoa; Chordata; Mammalia; Primates; Cercopithecidae.
GAUUGUCCCACCUCAGCCUCCUGAGUAGCUGGGAUUACAGGCGCCCGCCCCCGUGCCCGGCUAAUUUUUGUAUUUUCAGUAGAGACGGGGUUUCACCAUGUUGGCCAGUCUGGUCUCAAACUCCUGACUUCAAGUGAUCCGUCCGCCUCGGCCCCCCGAAGUGCUGAGAUUACAGGCGUGAGCCACCGCGCCUGGCCAUUUAAUUAACUCUAAUACUGUUUCUCCUGUAAGAUGAACUAGCUAUGAGAGGUUUCUGGGAUAUUGGUUCACUCAGCAAGGAUUUUAAAAAAUGCCUUCCAUGUGCCAGACGCUGUUGUAGGUACCAGGAAUAUGGCAGUUAAAUUAAGAGGGUGAAGGUUUCUGCUCUGAUAGAGUUUAUAUUUUAAGUGUGAGAGGACAGACCAGAUAGACAGAUAGAUGUAAAUUAAAUAAUUAAAUAGAUCAUUUUACAUACUGUAGCGCUAUAGAGAAAAUAUAGCUGGAUGGGUGAUAGUGACUUGGGAAUGGGGGUGGCUACUCUGGAUAGGGUAGGUUAAGGAGACAUCUCGAGAUGUAGAAGGGGCUAGUGCUUUUUAAGAACUGAAAGAUCAGUGAAGAAGGGGAGCUUAGUGACUGAGGAGUAGUGUGGCACUAGAUGGGGUCUGAGAAUUACACAGGAAUAUGUGGAGCCUGUAGGCCAUGGUAAAGCCUUUUUUCUACUCUUCUGGUGAUUUAAGGCCAUUGUAAAGUUUUGAGCAUGGGAGUUGGUAGCAAAAUAAGAUUUAUAUUUUUAUGGGAUUACUCUGGCUGUUGAGAGGAGAAAAAGACAUGAAUCUGAGAGGCCCCUUCGGAAGGUAUUGCAAUAGUUCAGAGGAGAGAUGGUGAUAGCUUGGACCCUCAGUGGAGGUGGUAAAAAGUGGUUGGGUCAGAUACACUGCUUGGUGGUAGAAUGAACAGAAUUUGCUCAGGACUGCAGGAUGUGGGAGAGGAGUUAAUUACACCCCUAUGAUUUUUUACCUCAGCACUUGGGUGAGUUGUAGAGUUGUGAGUUGGGUGAGUUCUAAAGUGGGAAAUACUAGGAGAGGAGCAAAUUUCAAAGGAGGAAAUGAAGAGUUCUGGUUUGGAUAUGUUAAGUUUGAGCUGCCAAACAUCCAGGGAUGUGGAGUGGACAGUUGGAUAUAUGAUAUGAAGCUCAGGAGUCAUCAAUGAGUAAAUAGUAUUAAAACUAUGGCUCUGAUUGAGAUAGCUUAGGUGAUGACUGUAGGUAGAACAGAGGAAGAUUAGAGUCCUGAGCACACCAAAGUUUAGUGGUACAGAAAAGACGGCAGGUGAAGCAAAACAGAUGAAGAAACAGUGGCCAAUGUUACACUCUGUUCAAAGCCAAGUGAAGAAGGGAGUGAGAAAGUGUGAAAAGAGAGAAGAUGAGGACUGAGAAUUGUCUUUUGGACUUGAAAAUGUGGAGGUUACUGGUCACUUUGUCAAAUGGGGAUUCCAUGGAGUACUGAAAGUGAAAGGCUGAUGGGAUCAGAGUGAAGAGAAUAUGGGAGGGAAGGAAGUCUAGACAGCAGCUAUAGACAAUUUUUGCAAGACAUUUUUUAUGUGCAGAGAAAUGGGACCCUUUUAGGAGGGAAAUGUGAAGUUGGAGGGUUUUAUUUUUAAGAUGACCACUUUUAUGACAUUUUUGUAUGCUGAUCAGGUUGAGAAAAUUAAAAAUGGGUUAUUCAGCAGAGAAAGGGGAUAAUUGCAGGAGCAAGUCCUUAAGUAGACUAGAAGGGUGCCCAAGUGGAGGAGUUAACUGUAGGAACAAUAACAGUUUAUGUACAGUAAUAGAGUGACGGGUACAGCUGCAAGUAAAUUGGAAGAUUUGAUGAUAGGAGGUUGUGGAACUUCACUUUUGACUUAUUUUUUCAAUGAAAUAAAAAGCAAGGCCGUCAGCGAAGAGAGAGUGGGAGAAAAAGGCUUGAGGAGAGAAGAUGAGGAAACAAGGCUCCAGAGGGAAGAUCACCUGCCUGGUGUCAGCUUGCUCACUGGAUUUUUCACUAACCUUGGACCAUAUAUUUGCCAGGAAGAAUGUAAGUUCUCCAACAUCUUCAAAUAAAGAAGUGGUUAUGAAGAAUGAUCAGAAUAAUGGAGGUACGAAACCAGUCCAGAAUUUCACAACAAUACCAAUCACACAGGCUCUCAACUACAAUCUGAGCAAAGAAGGGCAUUUAGAAAAAGAACCUUGGAAUGCAUUCAGCCAUCAUGGCCCAGUUAAUGUCUCCAUCGAUGGAAUUUCUUGCAUUCUCUUCUGGGCCAAAAGAAUCACGAUUAAAUUUAAGAAUCAAACCUGGCUGGACCUUACAGACGAGGCAUUUGGUCAGAAGGUAACAGUGGACCCUGACAACUCAAAUUGCACUGAAGAAAGUGCUAGGUUGUCUUUGAAGCUUGGUGAUGCUGGAAACCCCAGAGGUCUUGCUAUAAGUUUCAGAUUCAUCCUUACCAAUUACAACAAGUUGUCCAUCCAGAGCUGGUUUACUUUGCGCCGAGUCGAGAUCGUUUCCAACAAUUCAAUCCAAGCAGUCUUUAACCCAACUGGCAUACAUGCUCCCUCUGGUUACUCCUACCGCUGCCAAUGCGUGGGCAACCUGCCGCGGGACCAGGCCCUCUUGCUGCCCAGCGACACGGAUGAUGGGUCGAGCCUGUGGGAGGUCACUCUUAUUGAUUUCCAGAUCCAAGGUUUUGCCAUCAAGGGGGCACGAUUUACAAAGGCCCAAGACUGCGCCGCCUCCUUCUCGCCAGCUAUUCUGAUUGGCCUGGCAACGUCCCUGAUCCUGCUGCUGGUGUUGGCCUACGCCUUGCACAUGCUCAUCUACCUGCAGUAUCUGGCCCAGCACUACGAUCUCAUCGCCUCUCCUGCCCACUUCCCGCAGCUGAAAGCUCGAGACACAGCUGACGAGAAGGAGCUGCUGAGGAGCCAGGGGGCUGCAUGCUAUGAACUGAGAAGCCAACAGAUCAGCAAAAUCUAUGUUUAGCAGCACAGGCUGGCCCCCACCACAUCCACAGUGGGCUCCGAAAGUUGUUUCUGUUCUACGCUAUUUGACUUGUGAAUUACAGAUUUUCACCAAAUGGAUUGAUUACAAAAGAAAAAAAAAAAAAGAAAAAACAGAAAAAGGAAAUAUAUAAUGAAUUCUUUUUGAACCAUCCUCUGGCCUACGUAGGUAGACUUGGGGCAAUGAAAAAAGGCAUCUCAGGGACCCCACAAAGACAAAUAUGACUGUUAGUUGCCUCAAAGUACCCUGAAAACAAAGGAGUAUUUCAAGUAGGGAAAAAGAAAGAGAAAGAGAGAGAGAGAAAGAAAAAGAAGAAGGAGGAGGAGGAGGGGAGGAAGGGAGGGAGAGAUGGAGGGAGAGAGAGAGAAAGAUUGGCAACACAGAGAAAGGAAAACACACUCGGUCCUCCUUGCCUGUGCCAGUUUGGAUGUGAUAAUUAUAGAAAUAAUAAACCCAAGAUUAUCUGGAGGUUCAUAAUUUAAACUAUUUUGUAACAUAAUUUGCAUUUCUAGAUAUUAUGUCCCAAUUUUGUUUUAAAAAUAGUCUUUUUCUCUUUCACAGAAAUGUUGAGGGAGGACUCCAGUCCAUGUGGCAGAGCACUUUAUUUAAGGACCUUCUUGUCCUUUACUUUGCUGUUCAGAAGCAGUACAGCUCCAUCUGUGAAGUAGGGGUAAUAGUCUUGGCCAUAUUUUACCUUUCCAUCUGGUCAAGGUGCCAGCGUUGUCUCAUUUGUCUGAUUUAGACCUCUUUGAGCUCUCAUAGGUCCACUUGGAAUAAACAAUAGAGCGAAGCAAUAACAGUGUGCUUGCUAUGCAAACACAGCUUUGAGACAUAUCCCCUGAUCUUCCUUCCAAUGAGAUAGUGUCCUCUAAAUGCCUCCUUAAUAGAAAUUCUAGAGCUACCACUGAUGUUCUUACUGUCACUGUCUUUCAUAUGCAUUCCUCAGCAUCCUUUUCAGCUCUUGGCAGAUACUGAAGAUUGAUUCACUCUUCAUCCUCACCAAAGCGUCUCUAAUAAUAUGCCUUCGGUCUUAAAGAGAUCUUAAAUAUAAAGAUGACAUUGCAUUUUCCCAGCUAGGGUUCGGUACAGGACCUAGGUUCUACAAGAAGAUACUCCUACACAAAACUUAGAAUGCAGACGGAAACCAUGUGCAGUGGAGGGUCACACACAGAGCAAGAGAAUCUUCUGGGCAGCUGUCAUGAUGGGUCUGCUGUCUAGUCCCAUCCUAGGUGGCAAGCAGUAGAUGAUAAUGACAGCGAGUUUUCUGAUGGGACAGUCUCAUGUUGGGCAUUUAUUUUGGCUGCAAUUUUCUUGGCUAUGAAUGUACGUUUGGUUCUGGCCCUCUCAGAAUUCUGUAAGAUCCCAUACUUUAUAGUAAAUUUCUUUCUGUUUUAA